CAAGCAGUGCCAGUUUGUCAGCAUUUUGUUCUGUUGUCUGCCUCCAUUCAUGUGCGGCAUAUGCUUUUACUAGCAGAAGAUGACUGGGCGCCCCAGGGUCAAGUGGCUAUUAAAAGAAGAUCCAGAGUCCCUGGAGUUAUGAUAACACAGUUUGUGGAAGAAGUACCAGAGGGCAUGUCCACCCCCGACUUCACCCGCAAGCCCAUCGCUUUGACGAUCCAAGAGGGUAAAUUAGCCUUUUUCAAAAGUAUGGUAAGUGGAGUGCCUAAACCAAACAUCACCUGGGCCAGGAACAAAGGCCCGCUGGAUGAUCCAGUGAAGUAUAUCAGCAGAUAUGAUGAGACUAUGGAAGAAUAUUUUCUUGAGAUACCCAAUGUAAGAGCAGAACAAGCUGACACCUACAAAUGUUUUGCCGCCAAUGAAUAUGGAAGAGCAGUUUGCACUGCCACCUUGAAUGUUAUUGAGGUUGGAUUCAAGAAGAAAGCGACAACAGGUCCAAAAAGAGCGGCACCAGAGGAUUUCAGAAAAAUGCUUAAGAGGAAGGUUGUACGAACUAAACCACAACUAAAGAAGAAGGAGGGAGAGAUUGAUCCAAAGUUCUGGGAGGUGUUGCUGAGCUCACCUAAGAAGGACUACGAGAAGGUCUGUAUGGAGUAUGGAGUCAGUGACUUCCGCUGGAUGCUGAAGCAGCUGAACUUAAAGAAGAAAGAGAGAGAGGAGGAACAGGCAAAGGUUGUUGAAAAACUUGAAAAUCUUAAACAUAUUGAGGUGAAAACAGAUGGCUCAGCAGAGUUUGAACUGGACAUGGAACUGAAGAAUCCCAACAGUCAGGUUUUCCUAUUCAAGGAUGGGGUAAUGGUUCCCUAUUCUGACGACGGCAGCGGGAAGCACAACCUAAACAAAAUUGGCAAAAAGUAUAUCUUUAGCAUCAAUGACCUGAUGCCAGACGACGCUGGGUUGUACCAGGUGGACGUUGAGGAUGCCAAUUGUUUCUCAACUGACUUUAAGAUUAUACCAGUGAAGUUUGUUGUCAAGAUUCAGGAGGUGAAGGCUAAGGAGAGAGAGGAUGCCAUGUUUGAGUGUGUCUUGUCCCACCCCUUCCAAAAGAUUGUGUGGACUGGAAAGAACAUCCCUCUCGAACAAGGAGACAAGUUUGACAUUACUGUGUCAGACGACCACCUCAUUCACAGCUUAAAAGUGAAAGAUUGUGCCCAAGUCGACAAAGGAGUCUACACUGCCAUGGCUGGCAUUACCUCCUGCAACGCUUGGCUUAUUGUGGAAGCCGAUAAUGACCCAAACAUGCGUGGGGGAAAAGCGUCCCGUAAAACCACCACGGCUGGUGGUGGAGGAGAGAACCUGGCUAAGAUAGCCGCAGAGCAGUCAGCUAAGCUGCAGAAGGAAAAGGAUGACCUGGAUGCAGCAAGACGGGCCCAAGCAGAGAAGGAUGCUGCGGAUGCAGCCAGACGGGCCCAAGCAGAGAUGGACCCUGCGGAUGCAGCCAGACGGGCCCAAGCAGAGAAGGAUGCUGCGGAGGCAGCCAGACGGGCCCAAGCAGAGAAGGAUGCUGCGGAUGCAGCCAGACGGGCCCAAGCAGAGAAGGAUGCUGCGGAUGCAGCCAGACGGGCCCAAGCAGAGAAGGAUGCUGCGGAUGCAGCCAGACGGGCCCAAGCAGAGAUGGACCCUGCGGAUGCAGCCAGACGGGCCCAAGCAGAGAAGGACGCUGCGGAUGCAGCCAGACGGGCCCAAGCAGAGAAGGAUGCUGCGGAUGCAGCCAGACGGGCCCAAGCAGAGCAGGACGCUGCGGAUGCAGCCAGACGGGCCCAAGCAGAGAAGGAUGCUGCGGAUGCAGCAGGAGCCGGAGCAGGUGCCGGAGAGGGGGAUGGAGAAGGACAUGGAGGUAAAGGUGUUCAAUUCCUUAAUGGACUGGCUGAUAUUACUGGCAGCCUGGGGGAAACAGCAGAACUGUCCUGCAAACUGAGCCAUGAGAACUGUGAGGGAGUCUGGCUUAAAGACGGGAAACUACUAACCGAUGAGGAUGGGCUGAAAAUCAUCCAAGAUGGAGCCAGUCACAAGCUGGUAAUUGAAAGCUGUAAAAAAGACGAUGCAGGAGUCUAUUCAUUUGAGGUGGAUGGUCAUAAAUCUGAGGCAAAGUUCACUGUUUCAGAUCCAGGUGCUCAAUUUGUUGGAUGCGGACUCUCUGAUAUUGAAGUUAAAUUUGAUGAAACAGCAGAGCUGUCCUUGACACUAAGCAGUCCGACUGUUGAGGGGUUCUGGUAUAAAGACGGGAAAGAGGUACCUCGUGGUGACAGGGUGAAAAUCAUCAAAGAAGGAGCUAGUCACAAGCUGGUCAUUGAUAACUGUAAAAAAGACGAUGCAGGAAUCUACCACUUUGAGGUGGAUGGUCGUAAAUCCAAGGCAACGCUCACUGUGCAGGGUGCUCAAUUCAGCAUUGGACUGUCUGAUGUCGACGUUAAGCUUGACGCAACAGCAGAGCUACUCUGUGAAGUGAGCAGUCUAAACAUUGAGGGGGUCUGGUAUAAACAUGGAAAACAGGUAACUCCUGAUGACAGGGUGAAAAUCAUCACAGAUGGAGCCUGUCACAAGCUUGUCAUUGAUUGCUGUCGAAAAGAUGAUGGAGCAGUCUAUCGCUUUGAGGUCGAUGGUCGUAUAUCAGAGGCCACACUCACUGUUCAGCCUGUUCAAUUCAUUUUGGGAGUGGCUGAUGUCCAAGUUCAAAUCUGCACACCAGCAGAGCUGUCCUGCAAACUGAGCAGUCCAAACUGUAAGGGGAUCUGGUAUAAAGACGGAUUUCAGGUACCUCCUGAUGACAGGGUGAAAAUCAUCAAAGAAGGAGCCUGUCACAAGUUGGUCAUUGAUAACUGUAAAAACGACGAUUCAGGAGUCUAUCUCUUUGAGGUUGAUGGUCGUAUAUCUGAGGGAUCACUCACUGUGCAGAACCCGCCAACAUUCAACAUGGAUUCUCUGAGAGAAUUCUCUAAGCCGGUCAUUGUGAGAGCAUGUGAAACGGCUGAGUGGAAAUUGGCCUUUUCGGGUGGUGACCCAAUGAAGAUCAAGUGGAUCAAGGAGGAUGAGGAACUCCUGGAAGGCCUCAAUGUCAAGAUAGAACAGACUGACAUAAAAGCCGGCUUGUGUAUUACCGAUUGUCAAAGGAGGAACUGUGGAGAGGUCAAAAUCAAUAUAAAAAAUGACUAUGGUACAUUGGAAGCCACAUCCAGACUGAUUGUUCUUGACAAACCCACACCUCCACAAAGACCUGUGGAAAUUGUGGAAGCUUCUCUAACCGCCAUUGAAUUCAAAUGGAAACCCCCAAAGGAUGACGGUGGCUGUCCAGUCAAACACUACAUUUUGGAGCGCCAGCAGGUGGGGGGAAGCAAGACAUGGACAAAUGUAGGGGAGCUCCCAAAUGACCCCCUUAAAUACAGGGAUACUAAUGUAAAGCCUGGGAAAAGAUACUGUUACCACAUCAGAGCCAAGAAUGAGGAGGGAGUCAGUGAUGCGUUUGAGACAGAGGACAUCCAGGCUGGCAUAUUGUGUUACCCAGGACCCCCUUCGGCACCCAAAGUGGUCAGUGCCUUCAAGGACUGCAUCAACCUGGUUUGGUCUACCCCUACCAACACUGGAGGAACUGAAAUUUGGGGUUACAACCUUGAGAGACGCAAGAAGGGAAGCAACCUUUGGAGCCCUGCAAACCUAGACGGGCCUAUCAAAGACACAACGUUUGCAUUGAAAGAUGUUAUUGAGGGAGCUGCUUAUGAAUUUCGAGUGUCAGCUAUUAACAUCUCUGGUGUCGGCGAGCCCAGUCCUCCCUCUGUUAUAGUCUUUGCCAGAGAUCCCAAGAAACCCCCUGGUAAAGUCAUAGACCUAAAGCUAACAGAUUCCAGUUACACCACAUUUUCUCUGGCUUGGACUAAACCAAAGGAGGUGGAAGGGGUGGAGGAUGAGGCCAAAGGCUACUUUGUGGAGAUCAGACCAAAUGAGAGCCCAGAGUGGACUCGCUGUAACAUCAACCCCAUCAUCUCCACCUCCUUCAAUGUGAUUGGCCUGAAGGCAAUGGGAAUGUACUGGGUGAGAGUGAUCGCCACAAACGAUGGAGGCGAGGGCGAGCCCCAAGGCUUUGAUAAUUACAUCAUCGCCAUGCCUCCUCCUGUGAGGCCAAAAUUUACAGGAAAAAUGAAGAGCUUCAUGGUUGUGAGAAAGGGGAAUACUGUACGGUUCAACAUAAACUUUGAGGCCUCUCCUUUGCCAGAUAUCUAUUGGCUGAAGGACUGCGUGCCUGUGUCCAAACGUGUCACCAUCACCAACUCUGACAGAGGUUCACAGCUUCUGAUCCCCACGUCAGAGCGCUCUGAUACGGGCAUCUUUACCAUCAUUGUCAAGAACAUGGUCGGUCAGGAGACCUUCAGUGUCGAGAUCAGAGUCACAGAUGAUCCCAAGCCUCCUGGCCCGGUGGAGUUGGAACAGAAUGUUCCUGGAACAGUGACUGUGACCUGGACUCCCUCCCCAGAUGAGAAGAAGGAUGACAGGCUGCACUACAUUGUGUACAAACGUGACUCUGUCAAGCGCACCUGGAGGAUGGUCGCUGACAGCCUCUUCAACCAUAAGUUCACAGUUAUCAACAUUCUACCCGGCAGAGAGUAUAACUUCAGAGUGUUUGCUAAGAAUGACAUGGGCCUCUCAGAACCUGCUGUGUCCCCUACAUGGAGAACCACAAGGAGAAAAGAUAAGUUCAUAUUGGACAUGCCAGACGUAAAGGGCUUGGACCUUCAGUGUCCACCAUCGUUUUUACUCCGAUUGAAAAUCCGCACCGCUCCACCAGGCUACGAGUGCUACAUGAGCUGUGCUGUACGAGGGGAUCCAAAACCCCAUGUCACAUGGUACCACAACAACGUCAGCCUCAACACCAACACCAACUACCUUAUCACCAACGUGUGUGGGGUCUGCACAAUGCUCAUAUUGAAGAUCGGACCCAAGGACAGUGGUGACUACAGUGUCAUCGCAGACAGUCCCUUGGGCAGGGCAGAGUGCUCCACCAAGCUCACAGUCAGAGAGUGAAGAGUUCACCCAGAUGAUUGAUUGGCAGCAGCUGGCAACACAAACUUAUGUAUUGACCUAUCAUAGUCUUCAAAUAGGUGUUGUGUGUGUGUGUGUGUGUGGUGGCUCAGAUGCCCUUUUUCUUUAGUCAAAAUGGUACACUCUUAGAAUUCUAUGUGCUCACAUGCAAUGUGUCCUUCUAUUUAUUCUAGUUGUUAAAACAUUGCAAAGCAUGAAAUGAACAUGACAAGACAAACACAUAUCACUAACUUUUGCGAAA
Molecule: messenger RNA, 5332 nt
Organism: Oncorhynchus mykiss (rainbow trout)
Lineage: Eukaryota; Metazoa; Chordata; Actinopteri; Salmoniformes; Salmonidae
Source: RefSeq, a predicted model, not a curated record